AUGGUCCGCAUAUUCACAAGUAUCCUUUUGGGUUUGCUGUUGCUUGUGACGGGCACUCGAUCCCAGUUUCAAUUCUUCGAACAAAUGUUUGGUGGCGGACAACAACAGCAGCACGAUUCCAGAGAACAAAACGUUCCAAGCGACAGCGACUGGUACCAACGAACUUAUGACAAUGCACGAUGUUCGAACUAUCUCUGUCCCGGCACUCUGGCUUGCGUCGCUGUUCCACACCAUUGUCCAUGCCAACACCCAGCCGUCGAAGAUAAGUUUGAACUAGGUGACGGAAGCGCAAUAUGUGUGUCGAAGGGCGGAUUCAAGUUUGGCGAAGCGGCUAGGAAAGUCGAGCUGGCCAGAAAAGGAUUACUGUGA
This is a messenger RNA of Histoplasma mississippiense, 369 nucleotides long. RefSeq lists its product as hypothetical. The transcript is spliced from 2 exons. The coding region runs from base 1 to 369 and encodes 122 amino acids. Lineage: Eukaryota; Fungi; Ascomycota; Eurotiomycetes; Onygenales; Ajellomycetaceae. The record is from RefSeq and is a predicted model, not a curated record.